CGCAUUGAGAGGGAAAUGCUCUCAUUUCCGAGGCGUUUCCGCUACUUAAAACAUCUGCAUUAAAAUGCGCUGGCGACGCGUCACGCAGCAGAGAUGAAGUUUGCGCGCGCUCUCAGACAGAGGAUCAGUGCAGCACUGUGACUGUGACAUACAGGAAGCGCUCAACUUCAGCUCAAGGACACCUAACCACCACAGAUUUAUUUCAAUGGCCUCAGGUAUGGCAGGGUUGCUGCGGUUGCUCUUGAGCGUGGCAGAAAAAGCCGCCAAUGUGGCACGGGUCUGUCGACAGGAAGCAUCGCUUUUUGAACUUUUGGUACAGGAAAAGACAGGAGCUGACAAAAACAAGAAAUUCGUCCAGGACUUUAAGACGCUUGCUGAUGUGUUGAUACAGGAAAUGAUUCGCCAUGAUGUUUGUGCCAAGUUUCCAGAGCUGACUGGCUUUAUUCAUGGAGAGGAGUCAAACAAGUUUGAGAAUGGACUUGGGGAGAGCGUAAUUGUGACAGUAUGUGCUCAAGAAGAGGACACGAUUGCUCUGUUGGCUAAAGUUCUGGAUGGUGAUCAAAACGCUGCAUCCCUCCUGACCAAGGUGAUCCACCAGGACCUUCAGAUUAGAGACGAGGCAGCUGAAUCUCUGCAGCUGUCCAUCAGCCCAGUCGACGUGGGCAUCUGGAUUGAUCCCAUCGAUGGUACAAGUCAGUACAUUGAAGGGAAAGAGGAAGAGGAGCCAGAUGAAGGCUUUUGUCAGUCCGGACUCCCAUGUGCUCUGGUUCUGAUUGGGGUUUACUUACGAUCCACUGGCCAACCAGUCAUGGGUGUCAUAAACCAGCCGUUCAACCGCAAAGUCUCCACGGGUAAAGGAUGGAAAGGCCAGCACGUCUGGGGUGUUUCGUAUGGAGAUGUGAACGUUUGCUCCGUCACUCAGCGCAGGCCGUUUUGCCCGCAAAAGAAAGAUGAUUUGUCUGUGCUGCUGAGCUCCAGCGAGAGGCCGGCUGUGAAGGACGCGCUAGCAGCCAUUUCCAGCGGCUCGCUGAUGUACGCGUCCGGUGCGGGAUACAAGAUCCUGUGCGUGGUCCAUGGCCUGGUGGAUGUGUAUGUGCUCUCCGAGGGCAGCACGUUCAAGUGGGACUCGUGCGCUCCUCAUGCUCUUCUGCGGGCGCUGGGUGGCGGCAUCUCGGAUCUGAGUGCGUGCCUGCGUGCCCAUGUCAACGGAAUCGAGGGACACGCGGCUGAACUGACCUACCAUCAACCGCACACCGAGAGUCAAGGUGUGGACAGAUGGGCGAACCGAGGAGGAAUAAUCGCAUAUUUGGACUCCAGCGUAAUUGAUAAUGUCGUGGCGGCACUUGCUGGAAAGAUAUGAUGACAAAGAGUAUGAUACUGAAAAGCAAGAGCUUAGUGUAGGCUAUGUCCAAGUUUGUGUGUACGUUAUGCAUAAUCUUACGUCCUUUGAUGCUAUUUUUAUGGUAAGAUUUAGUGGCAUAUUCAAAUAUUAAUUUAAGGCUGUAGCUUUUCAGGAGAAAAGAUAUAUUAUAGUACUUAUCUUCAAUGUAUAUAUCAGUAAGUUUUAUUUUUUGGUUAUAUUUAAGACAAAAAGGAAAAGGAACCCAAUUACUGUUUUGCCUCAUUCUCAUGGUAAUGUUGCUAAAUGUUUCAGAUCAUAUCAUGUUUUACAGUUUCUGAUGGUCACCUGAGAUAAAAGAAGAAACAGAAACCAACAGUUCUCUGUUUCAUAGUCGCUGGAUUAAUAACACAUGGACAUUCAGGCUCUUUAUGGCGUCUUUUUUUACUUUUAUUUGAUCCAUCUUUCCCCCUCCCCCCCCUAUAUUUGGGGAAAAUGAGUGUCAUGACAGUCUCUCGUUUUUUAGACACCACCGGUCAAAAGUUGUUUUUUUCCCCUUUCAAAAACA
Sinocyclocheilus grahami is the source of this 1907-nucleotide messenger RNA. It is a transcript of the gene inpp1, whose product is annotated as inositol polyphosphate-1-phosphatase. The coding region runs from base 206 to 1360 and encodes 384 amino acids. NCBI's taxonomy places the organism in Eukaryota, Metazoa, Chordata, Actinopteri, Cypriniformes, Cyprinidae. The transcript has 6 exons. Gene Ontology annotation, biological process: phosphatidylinositol phosphate biosynthetic process. Gene Ontology annotation, molecular function: inositol-1,4-bisphosphate 1-phosphatase activity. The record is from RefSeq and is a predicted model, not a curated record.